CUUUACUCAGCGUUUCUGACAAGACCAACCUGGUGGAGUUUGCGAAGAGCCUGAACGCGCUCGGCCUGGGUUUGAUUGCCUCCGGAGGAACGGCCAAGUCCCUCAGGGAUGCUGGCUUGCCGGUCAGGGAUGUCUCAGACCUGACGGGCUUCCCUGAGAUGCUGGGUGGGCGUGUGAAAACCCUUCAUCCUGCAGUCCAUGCUGGCAUCUUGGCUCGCAAUAUUCCAGAGGAUAAUGCUGAUAUGAAGAAACAGGAUUUCAGCCUUGUAAGAGUUGUAGUGUGCAACCUGUACCCCUUUGUGAAGACCGUGUCUUCUCCUGGUGUGACUGUCCAGGAUGCAGUGGAAAAGAUUGAUAUUGGGGGAGUGGCCCUGCUGCGGGCAGCUGCCAAGAACCACGCCCGUGUGACAGUGCUGUGUGACCCUGCAGACUAUGCUGCAGUAGCUAAAGAGAUGGCAGCCUCCAGGGACAGAGACACUGCCAUGGAAACCCGGCGCCUGCUGGCACUCAAGGCCUUCACCCACACUGCUCAGUACGAUGCAGCCAUCUCUGACUACUUCAGGAAGGAGUACAGCAAGGGGGUAUCGCAGCUGCCCCUGAGGUACGGCAUGAAUCCUCACCAGAGUCCAGCUCAGCUCUACACCACGAGCCCCAAACUGCCCCUGACAGUGGUGAAUGGCUCCCCGGGCUUCAUCAACCUCUGCGACGCCCUCAACGCCUGGCAGCUGGUGAAGGAGCUCAAGCAGGCGCUGGGCAUCCCGGCCGCAGCCUCCUUCAAGCACGUCAGCCCCGCAGGUGCUGCUGUUGGAGUUGCGCUCAGCGAGGAGGAGGCCCACGUGUGCAUGGUGCACGACUUGCACAAGAGCCUGACGCCCCUGGCCUCGGCCUACGCCCGCAGCAGAGGUGCUGAUCGGAUGUCCUCCUUUGGUGACUUCAUUGCCCUGUCUGAUGUCUGUGACGUGCCUACUGCCAAGAUCAUCUCCAGAGAGGUGUCUGAUGGUGUGGUGGCUCCUGGCUAUGAGGAAGAAGCUCUCAAAAUCCUUUCCAAAAAGAAGAAUGGUGCUUACUGUGUGCUCCAGAUGGAUCCCCAGUACGAGCCCGACGACCUGGAGGUGCGCACCCUCUACGGGCUGAACCUGAUGCAGAAGAGGAACAACGCCGUCAUCGACCGCUCGCUGUUCAAGAACGUUGUCACCAAGAACAAAAACCUGCCCGAGGCCGCCGUGCGGGACCUGAUCGUGGCCAGCAUCGCUGUCAAGUACACGCAGUCCAACUCGGUGUGCUACGCCAAGGAUGGCCAGGUGAUCGGGAUCGGCGCGGGGCAGCAGUCCCGCAUCCACUGCGAUGAGGACCUGGUGAAGUGGCAGGCCCUGUUUGAAGAGGUGCCCAAGCAGCUGACAGAAGCAGAGAAGAAGCAGUGGAUUGCCAAACUCUCUGCUGUGUCCCUCAGCUCCGAUGCCUUCUUCCCUUUUAGGGAUAACGUCGACAGAGCCAAGCGGAGUGGAGUUCAGUUCAUCGCUGCCCCGUCAGGCUCGGCUAACGACGACGUCGUGAUCGAGGCCUGCAACGAGCUGGGGAUCACCCUCAUCCACACCAACCUCCGUCUGUUCCACCACUGAGCCCUCUCUGGGCACGGCCUCACCAGCAGCCACGUGGCACUGCUGUCCUGGGAGGCUCCUGCAGCCUGGGAAGGGGCCUUUCCCCUUGUUCAAGGAGAAGGGAGAGGUACAACUUGGCUUCCAGUGUAGAAAAUCAGUGACUUUUGCAAAUAAACGUACAGUUGUUAGCUA
This is a messenger RNA of Zonotrichia albicollis (white-throated sparrow), 1790 nucleotides long. NCBI's taxonomy places the organism in Eukaryota, Metazoa, Chordata, Aves, Passeriformes, Passerellidae. The record is from RefSeq and is a predicted model, not a curated record.